Molecule: messenger RNA, 1417 nt
Organism: Mollisia scopiformis
Lineage: Eukaryota; Fungi; Ascomycota; Leotiomycetes; Helotiales; Mollisiaceae
Product: cytidine deaminase-like protein
Exons: 5
Coding region: 1-1008 (335 amino acids)
Biological process (GO): purine nucleoside catabolic process
Molecular function (GO): guanosine deaminase activity
Source: RefSeq, a predicted model, not a curated record
AUGCUUCUCCUCAAGGCCUUCUCAGCAAUUGUUCUGCUUGCUUCAACAGCAGCAGCUGGUCUGGUCGUUGCCAACGAUGAUCAAGAUAUGAGCAAUCUCGUUGUCAAUGGAAUUCCAUAUUCUACUCGAGUAAAGUACAUGAGACUUACCAACGAAGCUCUAUACAACCAAAGCGGACCAUGUCCAUUCGCCUCCUUCGGUGCCAUCAUCGUCAACCACACCGCAGACGAGAUCGUCUGCCAAGGAGCAAACUUCAGAACCGGAGACCCCACCAUCCACGGCGAGAUCUCAGCCAUCAACGCCUGCACAGCCGUCUUCGCAGCUCGAAACAUGACACCGACGGAAAUCUACGCUGCAUGGGGUGACCUUUCGCUCUACACCAACGCGGAAUCUUGUCCCAUGUGUGCAAGUGCGAUCAGAUGGUCUGGUUUCAAAGAAUACAUCUACGGCACAACAAUCCAACACAACUACAACGUCGGCUGGGGCGUCAUGACCCUCUCCUCCUACGACGUCUUCCAGCAAAGUCGUCAACUCCCCGGCUACCAGACUUCCAUGCUGGGACAAAUCUUGACCAAUGAAACAGACCCGUUGUUUUCUUGGCAGUAUAACGAGAGUUAUCCGUGUCCGAAUGGCUGUCAUAAGGAGUAUAGUCCUACGGACGGAUAUCAGGUGCGUUGCGCCGGGUGCUACGGUUACGAAGAGAUAUGCGGAGGAGCAUGGGCAUUGAGAUUGGCGAUGAAGAGUACUCGAUUCGAGCUUCUUAAUUUUCACUUCCCAGUCUUGAUAUUCUCAAGCCAACUCAAUUACCAAAACUCAUCAAAUCUCCAAACUUCAACCCUACAUCCCUCCAUCAUCUCCUCCCCUCAUCCCCUCUCCACCCAGCCCCCAACCCCAAACCGACAAUCAACACACCCCCCACCCCUCCUCUCAAUCCAAACCCACUCCCCAACCUCCCCUAUCUCCCCUCUCUCCCCAACCUCUUCCGCUUCACACCCACCACGCACCUGACAACGUCUAACACCUCGAAAGAAGACGUGGCCACAGGUAUAGAUGUUGAAGUUGCGGAGACACAUUUUCCUUUUUUCCUUAUUGCUUGAUUUCUUUGGUUCUUGGGAAGUGGGGAUUUGGGUGAUAUAGAGAUUAGGAAAGAUAAUGAUAAUGAUGGAGAUGAGGUGGACGUUUCAGGAUAUUUCAUACAUGCGUUUUGUCUUAAAUGUUGAGAGUGGGUGGGAUAUUGAAACAUACUAGAAAUAAUAAAGAAAGAGAGAGGGAUUCUGGCUGUGGUUAACGUUUGGUUUGAGGAUGGGACAUGUAGAUAGUGAAAAGGUGGGUAAAGUGUAGAAGAUUGUAGAAUAGUUGUUUCACUCAUUGUCUGUCACAUUUUCACGGAAUCUGGGUUUGAUGAGACACUAUCUUC